Bolinopsis microptera is the source of this 5012-nucleotide messenger RNA. RefSeq names its product plasma membrane calcium-transporting ATPase 4-like. Gene Ontology annotation, molecular function: P-type calcium transporter activity; ATP binding; ATP hydrolysis activity. Gene Ontology annotation, biological process: regulation of cytosolic calcium ion concentration; calcium ion transmembrane transport. The transcript has 14 exons. The coding region runs from base 94 to 3456 and encodes 1120 amino acids. The record is from RefSeq and is a predicted model, not a curated record. Gene Ontology annotation, cellular component: intracellular membrane-bounded organelle; plasma membrane. Lineage: Eukaryota; Metazoa; Ctenophora; Tentaculata; Lobata; Bolinopsidae.
AAAGAAACUUUUAGGUAUGUAAAAGUUGCUACACAAGCAGAGGUUAGAGAACAGGAAAAUACCUGCUUAGACAGGAGUUUAGCAGCUACCGCCAUGACGAGCAAAUUUAGCAUUACCCUCUCCGAGCUCAAGGAGCUUAUGGAAAACAGGUCUACGGAUGGUAAAAAAAGGAUAGAUGAAAAGUAUGGAGGGAUCGAUAAGAUCGUGCAAUUGUUACAAUCAGAUGCUACAAAAGGAUUGGAUGCUAAAAAUACGGCGGAUCUGGCGGCUCGUGUUGAAAUUUUCGGAACGAACUUUAUUCCCCCAAAACCCCCCAAAGCUUUUUGGGUUUUAAUGUGGGAAGCAGCUCAAGACGUUACUCUGAUUAUCUUAGUGGUGGCUGCUGUUAUAAGUAUUGUAUUAGGACUUACUGUUGAAGAUGAUCCAGACACGGGUUGGAUUGAGGGGGCUGCUAUUUUGAUUUCGGUGUGCCUUGUUAUAGUAGUUACAGCUGGAAAUGAUUGGUCUAAGGAACGCCAGUUUAGGUCUCUGCAAAACCAGCUGGAUGACGACGCUACAAUAUCUGUCGUAAGAAAUGGUGAAUCUGUGAAAAUAUUCACUAAAGAUAUUGUGGUUGGUGAUAUCUUGCAGUUGGGAUAUGGAGAUAUCCUUCCAGCAGAUGGAAUAUACCUUACUGGUAACGAUCUCUCCAUCGACGAGAGCACACUAACUGGUGAAACAGAUCACAUCACCAAGUCAGUGGAGAAGGAUCCUAUGCUUCUCUCUGGUACUUCAGUUAUGGAGGGGUCCUGUAAAAUGGUCGUCACGGCAGUGGGUCCCAAUUCUCAAGCUGGUAUUAUUGUUCAGCUUAUUGAGGGGCAGGAUGAGGAGGAUGACGAGGAAUCUGAUGAUGAUCAGAAGGAAGGAGACGAAGAGGAGGGAACCAAAAUGGUAAACGGCAACGGUAAACACAAACCGGCCAAAGCUUCCAGCAAGAAAGAAAAAUCUGUGCUGCAGGGAAAGCUAACCAGACUAGCAAUACAGAUUGGAUAUUUUGGAACCGUGGCCGCUGUACUCACUAUACUGGUCCUCAUUAUAAAGUUCUGUGUUUCCAAGUUCAUGUUCGGGGAAAUGGCAUGUAAAGAUAAUACUACAGACAGUGAAGAGAUCCUAUGGAAGCUAUCGAUCCACGAUGCGACAGAAUGUACCGGACAGUGGACCUUGUACAAGGGCUGGCGGCCGGAGUACAUUAAAGAGCUCCUCGAAUUCUUCAUCAUCGGUGUGACUGUACUGGUGGUAGCAGUUCCUGAGGGUCUGCCGCUAGCCGUCACCAUCUCUCUUGCUUACUCAGUCAGGAAGAUGAUGAAAGAUAACAACUUGGUAAGACAUUUGGAUGCUUGUGAGACUAUGGGUAACGCUACGGCUAUCUGCUCUGAUAAAACCGGUACCUUGACAACAAACAGGAUGAGCGUGGUUCAGAGCUUCUUCAUGGGGAAGCUGGUGAAGCACGUGCCAUCACGUGACAUGUUGACUGAGAGUGUGAUAGACCUGUUUGCUAUCAGUGUCUCCGUCAACUCUAGCUACUCUAGCAACGUCAUCAAGUCUAAAGAGCCAGGACAGUUGCCCCGACAUCUUGGUAACAAGACAGAGUGUUCUCUGCUGCAGUUUGCUGGGGAACUGGGUGAGGAUUACGAGGCCAUCAGGAAAGACAACACCGAGGAGAGCUUCUUUAAGGUGUACACUUUCAACAGCAAGAGGAAGUGUAUGGCUACUGUCCUUAAGACUGAAGCUGGGUUCAGAAUCUUUGUCAAAGGUGCGGCUGAAGUAGUGCUGGGAAGCUGCGACCACAUUUUAGGGGAGGAAGGGAGCAUUGUCGGACUUACCGCAAAGACUUACGAUAGACUGGUUGAGGAGGUUAUUGAGUCGAUGGCUAAUGACGCGCUGCGCACAAUCUGUGUCGCGUACAAGGACGUGACGGACGCGGACCAACCUAACUGGGACGAUGAGGAUGGGACCUUGAGAGGGUUGACUUGUAUCAGUAUCGUGGGAAUAGAGGACCCUGUCAGACCAGAGGUUCCUGACGCUAUAGUGUCCUGCCAGAAAGCUGGAGUAACCAUCAGGAUGGUGACGGGAGACAACCUCAUCACUGCGCGCUCUAUCGCCCGAAAGUGCGGUAUUCUGACGGCGGAACAAGACGGGGGGAACAUUCUGGAAGGAAAGACUUUCCAUAAACUGGUCCAUGAUGACAGUGGAGCGUUUGACCAAGACAAGUUUGACCUGGUGUGGCCUUCUUUGAAAGUUUUGGCCCGUUCUUCACCUUCUGAUAAGUACGUACUGGUAACUGGUAUAAUCAACAGUAAACUAACUAAAAACAGAGAAGUGGUAGCAGUAACAGGUGACGGAACGAAUGAUGCUCCUGCCCUUAAAGCUGCUGAUGUUGGAUUUGCCAUGGGUUUAGCAGGCACGGAUGUCGCCAAGAACGCCUCAGAUAUUAUCUUGACGGAUGAUAACUUCACCUCAAUUGUAAAGGCAUGCAUGUGGGGGCGAAAUGUAUACGACUCUAUUUCUAAAUUCUUGCAAUUCCAACUGACAGUUAAUGUUGUGGCCGUCAUGCUUUGCUUUAUUGGUUCUUGUGCGCACGGUGCUUCGCCCUUGAAGGCCGUCCCCAUGUUGUGGGUAAACCUUAUUAUGGACACAUUUGCCUCCCUAGCUCUGGCCACUGAGCCCCCGACUGCUGAUCUGUUGAAAAGAAAACCGUAUGGGCGUACUAAGCCCCUCAUCUCUAGAACGAUGCUGAGAAAUAUUAUCGGACAUGCUAUCUAUCAAAUGAUAGUGAUGCUGGUUAUACUCUUCUACGGGGAUACUCUCUUCCAACUGGAUGAAGCUUCUUACGAGGUUAAAGACGCGCCAACCGUACACGGCACAAUCCUCUUUAACGCCUUCGUUUGGAUGCAGAUAUUCAACGAGAUUAAUUCGAGGAAGGUACACGGGGAGAGAAACGUAUUCAAGGGUGUUUUCAACAACUACAUCUUUGUGGGUGUUGUUUUUGGGACCACCUGCGCACAAAUUAUUCUCAUACAGUUCGGAGGUUACGCUUUCUCGACCAAAGGUUUGAAUUGGCAACAAUGGUUGAUCUGCGUUGCUAUCGGUGCUGUUGAGCUGUUAUGGGGACAGGUAGUCGCAACUGUCCCUAAGUCAGUAAUACCCUCCGGUAUGAGGCUGGGAACACAGCCGUUUACUCAAGAGGAAGCAACUCAGGCUCGCAUGCUCUGGAUGAGAUCUUUAAAACGCGUUCAACAUCAGAUACGUGUAGCUAACGCCUUCAAAAAAGCGGGACACGAGAGAAACAGACGAUUAUCCCUACUUGCAGAGGACGGAGAAAGAAAACCGAGUUUGAACAAGAAGAUGAGCAAAAACUCGGUGAGCAAGAGCAACGAACACAUACCUGACAACAAGGUCGCAGAUUCAGACGUUUAGCACUGUUGUUAUAAUAUCGCCUAUAAAAUUUAUACGUGUUACCGUGCUUUGUGAUGACAUAUGUGAGAGAGUAUUUGAAAUAUAUUUACCUGAGAAGAUGUUGAAUAGCUAAGAUAUCUCGGUUGUAUGUUCAUAUUAUUUCAUAUCAUAUGUUUAGUCUGCAGCUUCAUUCCGGCUCAGAUAGUUCAAUAUUUUAGUUUGAUGUUAGAUCGAAUGUGUUCGAAUUUGAAUCUUAUAUGUAUGGAUGAUAUUUAUGGUUUCUUAAAGGAAAAAUGAUAAAAUUUACCAUGGCAUAAGUUUAUCAUGAUGUAGUUUAACUUUAUGUGUUAGUUUAUCAUACUGUAUUUCAUGACACGCGCAUGAAACAAUGGUUCAGUUUUUCUCAAAAAUUUCAGAGUUGAUUUUUGCUUAAAUAGGGAUGCGAUUUGCUUGUACCAGGCAGGUGCUGACUUAUAGUUUUCCUUUAGUUAUCCUGUGGUUUGUUGAGAAGGGAGAAGAAUCAAUGAACUCGUUUUCUUCAAAGUUUUGGGCCGCAGCUGAAGCUACUUUAGUUUCAUUUUAUGCCAAAAUUUGCAUAAAAUACCUACAAGGAAUAAGUGCGUUACCUGUUAAAUGGCGUGGCUUUGGGAUGCACAAAAAGUUUGCAGAAAUCAGAAGACAGGCUCAAACUAAUCAUAGUGAUAACCAAUAAUCCUUUUUUGCAUCCUUUUACAGAUUUGGAUCGUUUGUCAUUUCCUUAUCGGUUAUGAUUCACACUGUGCACUUAAACUGCCAAAACGUGCAUAAUUAAACAGUGCAUCUUCUUAGCCGUACGAAAAUUUGACUGUGCACAAUUCAAUUAUAAAAUGAUGAAAUAAUUAAUGCUGCCAUUGCUUUAAUCUUUCUAAAUCAAUUUGGAAAGAUUUAAAAAGUUAAAUAUACAAAAUAAAGCGUCAAUUAGUCAUGGUCAGGUCAUGACGUGAAAUUCAUUCUCUCGGUGCUUUGCUACAAUGUGCCUCCCGGGAAAUUCAAAUAAUAUUUAUGGUGAACAAAAGCGUGCUCAUAUUCAGCCGUACCGCGUGAAUCGUAUUCGUAACCAAUAAGAUAUGCCUUUACUUGCAGUUGUGUUGAUUUAAAGCCUGGUAUAAUUAUAUAUUUUAACUAAUGAGCCAGUUAUGGGGCGGAGAACUUUGUGUUGUUAAAUGAAUCGCUUAAGUAAGUAAUUACAGCCGCUUCGUUUAGUUGUCCUUUUAGAAAAUCUUAGAAAAAAUGGCAAUUACACUUAUAUAUUACAGAUGAUAACUGCACAAUUGCUUUUGGGUAUAACCCCGUAAAUCUAUGUGUUUGAAUUGUUGAGUUACCAGCUUUAAUUUAUUUUAUAAAUUUUAUUAUUACAACAAAGAUAAAAGUACAUCCUCUUUUUAAAAGUAAAAUAGAGAAACACAGCUACGAACACAAUGUACAUAGACACAAAACUUAUCGAAAAAGCAUUUCUAAACAAAUACCAAUUAAAUUAGCAACACAUAUAUAACUUCAACUAUAAUAAUCCAUGUUUAGUAGUCAACAAAUAAUUAAAU